UUCCAGCGAUGAGGACAUUUAAUCACCAAACAUCUUCACAUUCUUUCUGUCGCACCUCGCCCGGUUGGAUUACUUAUCGGUUUACGCCAUAUAUUUGCUGAAAACCACGCUUUUAAUGCUCCAGGCUCUUCGGAAAUACUCUCAGUUUUUGGUGUGUGUGUUUCUGCAGACACACCCUCUGAAGUGAAGGAGGAGAAACCGAGCAUUUUCUCACUGUUUUUUCCUGUUAUCUGUUUUUUUACUCCAUAUUGAAGUAUGGCUUUCCAAGGAUACGGAGCAGCCCCCGGAGGCAUGGCGCAGGAUCCAAUCUACGGAUACUUCACAGCUGUAGCUGGACAGGAUGGACAGAUCUCAGCAGACGAGCUGCAGCGCUGCCUCACACAGUCCGGCAUCGCUGGCUCCUACAAACCCUUCUCCCUGGAGACGUGCAGACUGAUGAUCACCAUGCUGGAUAGGGACAUGUCCAACAGUAUGGGCUUUUCUGAGUUCAAGGAGCUGUGGCAGUCGGUGAACGGCUGGAAGAACACGUUCGCCUCAUACGACCGCGACCGCAGCGGGACGGUGGAGGGACACGAGCUGCAGCAGGCCUUCAGCGCCAUGGGUUAUAAUCUGAGCCCUCAGGCGAUGAGCAUCAUCAUGAACCGCUACAGCGGGCAGGGAAGAAUCGGGUUCGACGACUUCAUGAGCUGCUGCAUCAAACUCCGUGCGCUGACCGAUCAGUUCCAGAGGAGAGACACAACCCGAACGGGCAGAGCCGAGUUUCAGUUUGACGAGUUCAUCCAGGUCACCAUGAACAUAUGAAGCGGGGAAACCUCUCAUCAUGUCUCUCUGCAGUUCAUCCAGGUCACCAUGAACAUAUGAAGCGGGGAAACCUCUCAUUAACAGCAUGGACUCUUUUUAUUGUAAUAGUUUUAAUCAUUGUACAAACACGGUUAAAAUGUCACUUUUUCACAUUCAUAACUUACGUAUAUUUUUAUUUUAACUACUAGCAACAAUAAAGUAACCUCAGUCUGAUAACCCUCUGUACCUAUGUGUGUGAACAUGUACGACAUUCAUAAAAACCCUUUCUGGCU
Messenger RNA from Gymnodraco acuticeps, 1073 nucleotides. Its product is annotated as sorcin-like. The record is from RefSeq and is a predicted model, not a curated record. Lineage: Eukaryota; Metazoa; Chordata; Actinopteri; Perciformes; Bathydraconidae. Gene Ontology annotation, molecular function: calcium ion binding. The transcript has 8 exons. The coding region runs from base 256 to 801 and encodes 181 amino acids.